Messenger RNA from Physeter macrocephalus (sperm whale), 2544 nucleotides. Its product is annotated as phosphatidylinositol 5-phosphate 4-kinase type-2 gamma-like. The record is from RefSeq and is a predicted model, not a curated record. The coding region runs from base 176 to 766 and encodes 196 amino acids. Gene Ontology annotation, biological process: phosphatidylinositol phosphate biosynthetic process. Gene Ontology annotation, molecular function: 1-phosphatidylinositol-4-phosphate 5-kinase activity; 1-phosphatidylinositol-5-phosphate 4-kinase activity. Gene Ontology annotation, cellular component: plasma membrane. The transcript is spliced from 3 exons. NCBI's taxonomy places the organism in Eukaryota, Metazoa, Chordata, Mammalia, Artiodactyla, Physeteridae.
GCAGUUGCCCAUUCACAAUAUGAGGGAACUCUUCCCCUUCCCUUUGGGUUCUCAGCAUGUAGGGGAGUUGGGUAUGAGUCAUGAAAAUCCUCUAGAGGUGACUUAUGGAGGGGGUGGUUGGCUUGAGCUAAAAGAACGAUCUUAGAUACCCAGGACAAUUAGGUAAUAAAGGGCAAUGGUAUACUCCCAACCCUCAAUUUUUACACUUCUUUUCCCCAGGAGGGCCCCGGAAAUUCAGGGAUGGAGGUAUAAGGGUGGUACCUGGGAGUGGAGAGGGAGAUCUGGGGCUUCUGAUUUGUCAGUGGGGUCUCAGUUCCUAGUGCAGCUGAAGAUCAUGGACUACAGCCUUCUGCUGGGCAUCCACGACAUCAUUCGCGGCUCUGAACCGGAGGAGGAGGGGCCUGUGCGGGAGGAGGAGUCAGAGGGGGAUGGGGAGUGUGCCCUGACCGGACCUCCUGCUCUGGUGGGCUCCUAUGGCACUUCCCCUGAGGGUAUCGGCGGCUGCAUCCAUUCCCACCGGCCCCUGGGCCCUGGAGAGUUUGAAUCCUUCAUUGAUGUCUAUGCCAUCCGGAGUGCUGAGGGGGCCCCUCAGAAGGAGGUGUAUUUCAUGGGCCUCAUUGACAUCCUGACACAGUAUGAUGCCAAGAAGAAAGCAGCUCACGCAGCCAAAACUGUCAAGCAUGGGGCGGGGGCAGAGAUUUCUACUGUCCAUCCUGAGCAGUAUGCUAAGCGAUUCCUGGAUUUUAUUACCAACAUCUUUGCCUAAGAGACUGCCUGACUCCAUGGCGACUGCUGCUGUGUGUUCCAGGUGGUGGGGUUCUGAGAGGCUCGGGGGAAUUGUGGAUAUUCUGGCCACUGCUUCUGCUCUUUCUCUUUUGCUAACUUCAGGCUACAGGCUCCUUCCAUCCAAAUAACUCAGUCUUGUUGAGUUGGCUCUUCCUGGCCCUCAGAAAUACAUUGUCCUCUCUCCUCUUCUUUCCUUCUCCCUUCCCCUCCAGCAAGUCUGCUUGCUUCAUUAGAGUGUUACUGUUGACUCUCUCCCAAGUGCCUUGAUCUUUGUAAAAUGUCCUGUUGUUUCCAUAACAUAGGAGGAGCUGGGGGAAGGGUGUUGUUUGCCAUCUUCAGGACCUGACUGGACAGCUGGACCUGGCUCAAGCUGCUACUCUGGAUGCACCUUGCUGUGUGGGAUGAACUAAGAGUGUCUGAAUUUUGCUGAUAACUUUAUAGAGCUCACUGUGGCACACUUCCUUCCCGGUAGGCCCUGGGAUGGAAGAUUUUCAAAAUACUACAGAUGUGGGUGCAGGCAUGCACACACACGAUGGGAUAUGGCCAAUCUUAUGCGGCUGGGGUGGAGAAUGGUGGGCGGGCUGGCAGCUCAUGGAGGUGGGACCUCUGAGGACUUAUGAUUAUGCAGGGAAUUGGAGGUCUCUGUUGAGGGUUGACUACUCUCCAGUCUCUUCCCUCACCCCACGUUCACCCCCACCAGAGAUGGCCACAGUGUUGAAUCCUGGGUGAAGGUAUUUGACUGUUGCUGCUCUUCACCAGGACCUCACAUCCCUCCUGGAGCUGGAGCCCUUCAUUGGGGGUGUGGCCAGUUCUGGAGGCUGGGAGGAUGAGCCAGGGGUAUAAGGUUCACUCCCCAUGUUAAAUUUCCUUUCUUCAUGUCUAGCCACCCCUAAGGUUUUAGACCCAGCAGAAGGGAAUAUCUCUACCUGGGUUAACCCUGGUUAUUUCAAGAGAACGGAAGUCUCACAUGUGGGAACCUCCUCUACUGCCUGGAAGUGUGCCCCUAGCAUACUUACUUCCCCUCUCCUUCCCAAACCCUUUUUCCAGUUGGAUUUGUUAUUCUGUUCAUCUUAUACUGCUACUGUGUCUCUCAGGGGACAGAUGGCCGCCUUUGUCAUCUUCACUCUCCACCCCCAGAGAGGAGUCAGAGCCAUAACCCGGCCCCCUCCAAAGAUAGUUGAGUUAAUACGUGAUAUUCUCAGAAUGUAGCAGACCCUGAUGAGCUGAGAUAGUGUACUCCCUUCCCCGCAAUGCCCUUGGGGCUCAGGCAGCCAUUCUUGUGAUCCUACAUCCCCCCUGAGGCUUCUGCACUUCUCUAAAACAUAAAGAUGGGCACCAGCAAGUGGCCUGUGGGGUACAAAGACUCGUGCUCUGUAUCUGCCUGGACUGAUCUGUGUCACAAGAAGUCAUGAGGUCAUAAAGGAGAAUUUCCUCCUGCCCCUCCAUCUUCUGCUCCAAAGGAAGUGACAAGAGGAGUCCCUAUAAUAUGGUCCUGUCAGGAGGCUGAUGGAUCUUUUUCAUUCCAGCCAUCUACCUUUCCCCUGUUGAAUGCAAUAAAACUCCAUGACACCAGCAACUUUUGUUCUUUAGAAAUGGGUUUUCUGACCAUGUGGCUGAUGUAUCAUAAGCAUUAUGGUCUUCUUCAUUUGUUCCUUCUGUUUUUUUUUCAUCUUUUUUGUUUUAUUAAUUAAUAAAAAAGACCUUGUGUAUUUACUCCCGUUGCUGUCACUAUAUAGAAAAUAAAUUAUUGAAUCCAAA